AUGCAAUCUGUUGAUCAGAUUAAUCGUAGACGUGAUAGCAAUAGCAGUAAUUCAAUAACUCCUUAUCCUAAUAUACUAAAUAAUCAUCAUGAAAAUAUCAGUCAAACUACUAUAUCCUAUGGCAAUGUCCCCACUUCAGCUGUACAGAACAUAGAAACUACCAGUGCAGCAACACCGGCUGCUACUGCAGCAAUGACCUCGGACGAUACUUCGGCUGCCUCAUUCCCUCCUACUGUUUCCUCCAAUUCACUUACUAUCCACAGGAGACACAGGCUUAGUGUAUCACAUGAAGAUAUAGACUUGCAAUCAGCUGAUCCCGGCACCAUUAGAAUCGAUUGCAGCGGCGCAUACAUUGCCAAUGAUGACUUAUUACGAGGCUCAAUAACUGUUGAAGAUGAUAACAACACAUCACCAUCAUCAUCAAAUACGCUGACACCACCAUCUUCAAGCACAUCAUCGGAUUUGGAAGAUGAUGAAUUAGGAGAUAGUGCAAUUGAAGAUGGAGAACAUCGUAUUCGCAAUGGAGUAAUCACCAAGAAUAAUAUCAAUUUACCUCAGCAUAACGAUGAAAUUAUACACAUAUCGGUAGACAUUGGGGGAACAUUGACUAAAUUGGUCUAUUUCAGCACAUCCUCCUCAUCAAGGAGCAGCUCCACUGGAGGUAAGUUACAUUUCAGAGAUUUUCAAACUGAAAACUUCAAAGUUGAAGCUUUAAGGUUUAUGAUUCAUUUAAUAUCAAAAUCAAUAUCACAACACACUUCACGUCCUCCUAUAACAUACAUAAUGGCCACAGGUGGAGGUGCUCAUAAAUUUUACAACCUCAUGACAAAGACAUUUAGAAAACGCAAAUUACCCAUGAAAAUCAUCGCAAAGGAUGAAAUGGCAUGUUUAAUCAAAGGACUCGACUGGCUCAUUACCAAAAUCCCCCAAGAAAUCUUUACAUACGAUUUAAAUGACCAGUGUACCCGAUUCCAGCCAUUACAAUCAGAGCUGGAAAUUUAUCCAUACUUACUAGUCAAUAUUGGAUCAGGUGUAUCGAUGAUUAAAGUGACUAAAGCUGGGCCUGAUGGAUUUGAAAGAAUUGGUGGUAGUUCAUUAGGUGGCGGUACAUUAUGGGGGCUUCUCUCUCUAUUAACUGAUGCCAAGGAUUAUAAUGAAAUGUUGGAAAUGGCCCAGAGGGGGGAUAAUGAAAAUAUUGAUUUAUUAGUUGGUGAUAUCUAUGGGCUGAAUUAUAACAAAAUUGGUUUGAAAGCUAAUCAUAUAGCAUCAUCAUUUGCCAAAGUUUUCAAGAAAUUACGGUUCAAUAAUAAACCAAUGACAACAGCCGAGAAGUUAUCACAGUUCAAACAAGAAGAUAUUGCCCGAAGUUUAUUAUUUAGUGUCAGUAACAAUAUUGGACAGAUUGCGUACCUUCAUGCAUUGAGAUUCAAUUUGAAGAGAAUUUAUUUUGGUGGACUGUAUAUUCUGGGACAUAUGCAAACUAUUCAUACUUUGAGCUAUGCGGUUAAUUUCUGGUCUAAAGGUGAUAUGCAAAGUUAUUUCUUGAGACAUGAGGGGUAUUUGGGCAGUGUUGGUGCGUUUAUGAUGGGUCCUGCUGUGGAAGAAAAUGGAAAGGGGAAACAACCACAACAAUAG
Messenger RNA from Lodderomyces orthopsilosis Co 90-125, 1635 nucleotides. RefSeq names its product pantothenate kinase. Gene Ontology annotation, biological process: coenzyme A biosynthetic process. Gene Ontology annotation, cellular component: cytosol; nucleus. Bases 1 to 1635 code for a protein of 544 amino acids. The transcript has a single exon. Gene Ontology annotation, molecular function: ATP binding; pantothenate kinase activity. NCBI's taxonomy places the organism in Eukaryota, Fungi, Ascomycota, Pichiomycetes, Serinales, Debaryomycetaceae. The record is from RefSeq and is a predicted model, not a curated record.